UUGUGGGACAAGGAAGGAUUAGGUUUCCAUAAAAAGUAAGCUGUUGAGUAGAUUGAAAAGAAAAUUCCACAGAAAUAGGAACCAAAAUGAAGGACUCAGGAGGUGAUUAGAGAUAGCUUCUUAGUUGGGCAACAAAAUUAUUUUGUACAAUAAUUCUUUUGCUCCGUGCCAGCUCAGAAUGAUGUACUAAUGGGAACUCAUUAUCAAAAAAGAAUGAAGAUGUAAAAACUCUUUUUUUGCACACUGGUCUCAAAAAUGUCAAGAGUGUGAUUGUUGAACAGAUAAUAGAUAGCGGAGGUAUGAAAAUGGCUUUUCAGCGAUCUUCUAACAACAGUACAGAGACCAUUGUACCUCAUAAAAGGAUAGAGGAUGAGUCUGUUAUCAAGAUGAUCUACCAGUUUGGACGAGAUCUGGGGAAAGGCAGCUUUGGUGUAGUCGUCCAAGCUACACAUAUCUCCACAGACACAACUUGGGCCAUAAAGAAACUGAAUAAGGAAAAGGCUGGAAGCCAUGCUGUUAAAAUGCUGGAGAGGGAGAUUGCCAUCUUGAAGAUGGUGGACCAUGAACAUAUAAUUAAACUAGAAGAAGUUUAUGAAACAACAAAGAAAGUCUACCUUGUCAUUGAACUCUGCGAGCUUGGGGAGCUGAAGGGAAUUCUGGAAGAGAAAGGCCACCUGAGUGAAUCUGAAACAAAACACAUUAUAUCCAGCUUGGCCAGUGCCAUCUUUUACCUCCACAAGAAUGAUAUUAUUCACAGAGAUCUGAAGCUGGAAAACAUCCUGGUAAAAAGCAAUAACAAUGCAGAUGAUGAGGAACUAAAACUUAAUAUCAAAGUGACAGACUUUGGCUUGUCUGUGCUGAAGGAUGGUGCUGGUGUUGGCCGUGAAUCGAUGUUACAGGACACAUGUGGUACACCUUUAUACAUGGCCCCAGAGAUAAUCAAUAACUAUGACUACAGCCAGCAGUGUGACCUAUGGAGCAUUGGAAUCAUCAUGUAUAUCUUGCUGUGUGGUCAAGCUCCUUUUACAGCUACAACUUCAGAAAAAUUAUAUGAGGAAAUUACAAAAGGGGAGCUAGAUUUUUCUCAUUCAUCUCUGAAGUCUAUUAGUGAGAGUGCUCAGUCAGUGUUGAAGGGCCUUCUUAUAGUGGAUCCAGCCCACAGAAUGACAGCCAGUGAACUGCUAAAUCACCAUUGGAUAACUGGGGAUGCCAGUAAGAGCAAACGGCCCAAAAACGUGUUGGAAAUGAUGAAACAGUGGAAACUAGGUUACGAUAGCGAUAAUGAGGAAGAGGUGGUAAAAGAGAACGGGGUGAAUGAGGAUAAUGACCUAACCCAAACAGAAGGAGAAAUGAAGACUGACCUCCACUCCAGCAAAGUGCUUUCACGUACUACAAAGCCAUCAGGUGCAGGCGCGAGACAAAAACGCCAUUCGAUUGACAUUGCACCAUUGCCGGCUACUUUUACAUCGAAACAUCAUCUGGCGUUCAAUAGAAAAGGCCGACGGAAGUCAGAAUCAGCGGUGAAUGCGGGAAUAUUUAACAAAGCGACCACUCCGGCUUCUCUGCUGAAAAGAUAACCUUUCAUCGAGGAUGCCCAUUGUCAGUAACUAUAAUAGGUUGAAACCCUAUUGAUCUCCCCAGCUGCCAGGUCACAAGGAGCUCUUCAAGUGUGAAAUCUGCUUCUAACUCAGCAUGAAGCCACCCCACAACUGAAAGGAAUAAUUAUUUUCUGUUGCAACUUGUCUUCUUAUUUUGGAAAGCAACUGUUCAAUGAAACAAUGUUUUAUUUACUGUUAAUCUUAUUUGGCAUUGCAAUUCCAGUCACACUUAAGCAAUUGACAUCCUGAAAAUAUGUUACAAUUAGAGGAACUAAAAUGGUGACUUAAUCUACAAUUGUGAGCCGCAUUGCACAAUUUAAAGCAAUAUCACUAUUAAAUGGAGAGAAAAUUAAA
Molecule: messenger RNA, 1952 nt
Organism: Stegostoma tigrinum
Lineage: Eukaryota; Metazoa; Chordata; Chondrichthyes; Orectolobiformes; Stegostomatidae
Product: serine/threonine-protein kinase 33-like
Exons: 13
Coding region: 300-1577 (425 amino acids)
Biological process (GO): protein phosphorylation
Molecular function (GO): protein kinase activity; ATP binding
Source: RefSeq, a predicted model, not a curated record